AUGCGCCGUAAGGUCCAUGCCAGCAAAGACAGAAUGGAAACUUUGCUGCAGCAGCUGACCCAGGGUAACGCUCUGAUCCUCAUCAUCAUUUUGGGAAUUGGCGGAAGCUUUCAUUGUGGCUACCACAUCACUGGACUGAGCUCUCCCUCACCGUACAUACAGCGCUUCAUCAACAGCAGCUGGUACGACAGAUAUGAAGAGCCUCCACCUCCACAGACCAUCACGAUGAUCUGGUCCCUUAUUGUUUCCAUGUAUGCUGUCGGGGGAGUUUUUGGGGCCGUCAGCGUCAAAUUUGUCUCAGGCAUGCUGGGAAGAAAAAAGGCGAUGAUCUUCAACAGCUUCAUUGCCAUUGUUGCAGCAGGGUUCAUGCUGACGAGUAAAGGUGCCAAAUCAUAUGAAAUGAUUAUUGUGGCAAGGAUCCUGUAUGGCUACUCGGCAGGUUUGGGACAGAGCACCCAUUUAAUGUACCUGGGAGAGAUUUCACCCAGAAAAUUAAGAGGCAUAGUGACUCUGACCUCUGCAACCUUCGCCUCACUUGGCAAACUGUCUGGACAGGUUUUUGGACUUAGUCAGAUCCUUGGUCGUGAGGAGCUGUGGAACAUCGUCCUCUGUGUCCCUGCGUUUUUCUCAGUGGUUCAGGUUAUUGUGUUGCCUUUUCUUCCUGAAGCUCCCAGAUACUUAUUCAUAGAGAAAGGUGAUGACAAGGCUUGCAAAAAAGCUCUCCAGAGUCUGUGGGGCCAAGGCGACUACAAAGAGGAGAUGGAUGAGAUGUUGGCUGAGCAGGCGGCCAUCGAGUCAGCCCCACCAAAAAGCCCUCUGCAGCUCAUAAGGGACGGAACUGUUCGAUGGCAGCUCAUCACCAUGUCCACAAUCUACUGCUGCAACCAGUUGUCGGGCAUGUCUGCUAUCAGCACCUUCUCUUUUGACAUCUUCCUCGAGGCAGGUAUACCAAGAGACAAGAUCCGCUAUAUCACGGUUGGACUUGGAGUAUCUGAAAUCAUCACCUCCAUCUCCUGUGGACUGCUGAUUGAGCGCACAGGGAGGAGGCCGUUGUUCUGGGUGGGUUAUGCUGUCAUGUCAGCCAGCUGGGUAUUGUUCACUGUGACGCUCAACCUGACGGAUUCCAGCUAUUGGGUUCCAUACAUUGCUGCCAGUUUAAUCAUCUCCUUCAUCAUCUUCUUCUGUGGAGGACCUGCGGGAGCUACAGCCGCUCUCAACAGCGAGAUCUUCGUCCAGUCCGAUCGAAUGGCAGCAUUUGUCCUCAUGGGGAUCCAGCGCUGGUUGAUGUUCGCUGUGCUGGGCCUGGUCUUUCCAUUCCUUAUUAAUGCCCUGAACUCAUACUGCUUUGUGCUGUUCGCCUGUGUGUGCCUGCUGGGUUGUCUGUAUACCUUCUUCCUCCUGCCUGAGACCAAAGGGAAGACCCUGUUGGAGAUCUCUGAGGAGUUUAAAGCCAUCACUGUCUGUGGGAAAUCCUCCUUAGAGGAAAAGAGAGUGGAGACCAAGUUAUGACAAUAUUUAUGUUUUGUGAUGUUUUUUAAUUAAUUGUAAAAGCAUCAGUCAAAAAACACUGUAUAUUAUACAGGGAAAGACAGCACAGUUGAAAAAGAACUGGAGCUAAAUUACUGAGACAAACCU
Molecule: messenger RNA, 1635 nt
Organism: Morone saxatilis (striped sea-bass)
Lineage: Eukaryota; Metazoa; Chordata; Actinopteri; Moronidae
Gene: slc2a9l1
Product: solute carrier family 2 member 9, like 1
Exons: 12
Coding region: 1-1509 (502 amino acids)
Biological process (GO): monosaccharide transmembrane transport
Cellular component (GO): membrane
Molecular function (GO): hexose transmembrane transporter activity
Source: RefSeq, a predicted model, not a curated record